Knipowitschia caucasica is the source of this 1662-nucleotide messenger RNA. The record is from the annotation of a GenBank genome assembly. Lineage: Eukaryota; Metazoa; Chordata; Actinopteri; Gobiiformes; Gobiidae.
AUGACACAGAACCUGACACAGAACCUGACACAGAACCUGACAGAGAACCUGACACAGAACCUGACACUGAACCUGACAGAGAACCUGACACAGAACCUGACAGAGAACCUGACACAGAACCUGACAGAGAACCUGACACAGAACCUGACACAGAACCUGACAGAGAACCUGACAGAGAACCUGACAGAGAACCUGACACAAAACCUGACAGAGAACCUGACACAGAACCUGACACUGAACCUGACAGAGAACCUGGCAGAGAACCUGACACAGAACCUGACACUGAACCUGACAGAGAACCUGGCAGAGAACCUGACAGAGAACCUGACACUGAACCUGACAGAGAACCUGACACUGAACCUGACAGAGAACCUGACACAGAACCUGACACAGAACCUGACAGAGAACCUGACACAGAACCUGACAGAGAACUUGACACAGAACCUGACACUGAACCUGACAGAGAACCUGACACAGAACCUGACAGAGAACAUGACACAGAACCUGACACAGAACCUGACACAGAACCUGACACAGAACCUGACACAGAACCUGACACAGAACCUGACAGAGAACCUGACACAGAACCUGACACUGAACCUGACAGAGAACCUGACACAGAACCUGACAGAGAACCUGACACAGAACCUGACACUGAACCUGACAGAGAACCUGACACAGAACCUGACACAGAACCUGACAGAGAACCUGACAGAGAACCUGACACAGAACCUGACACAGAACCUGACACUGAACCUGACAGAGAACCUGACACAGAACCUGACAGAGAACCUGACAGAGAACCUGACAGAGAACCUGACACAGAACCUGACACAGAACCUGACACUGAACCUGACACAGAACCUGACACAGAACCUGACACAGAACCUGACACUGAACCUGACACAGAACCUGACACAGAACCUGACACAGAACCUGACACUGAACCUGACAGAGAACCUGACACAGAACCUGACAGAGAACCUGACACAGAACCUGACACAGAACCUGACACUGAACCUGACAGAGAACCUGACACAGAACCUGACACAGAACCUGACAGAGAACCUGACAGAGAACCUGACACAGAACCUGACACAGAACCUGACACUGAACCUGACAGAGAACCUGACACAGAACCUGACAGAGAACCUGACAGAGAACCUGACAGAGAACCUGACACAGAACCUGACAGAGAACCUGACAGAGAACCUGACAGAGAACCUGACACAGAACCUGACACAGAACCUGACACUGAACCUGACACAGAACCUGACACAGAACCUGACACAGAACCUGACAGAGAACCUGACACUGAACCUGACACUGAACCUACAGCUUUCAUUACUUGGAAAUGAUCACGUUUUGAAAAGAUGCCUCUCUCUGGGACUGCAUGUGUCGGAACGCGCGAACGACACGGACCUCCACCAAUCACAGCCCCGCACCCUUCGCGCUUCCACCAAUCCCUGCUCCCUCUGCUCCAUGUGGGCGUAUCCACCGGCUCCCCUCGCCGUUUUUUGGAGUUUGCUAAAUUACUGCAGCAGGAGAAGCCGCCAGAGCCCCUCUCUCUCACCCCUCUCCCACCGCGGACCACAUCUGGACUCCCGCCUGCGUGCGCCUCUCCCACAGCUGUGCCACGGGAGAACGACACUUCACGCGUAG